Hymenoscyphus albidus is the source of this 649-nucleotide messenger RNA. The record is from the annotation of a GenBank genome assembly. NCBI's taxonomy places the organism in Eukaryota, Fungi, Ascomycota, Leotiomycetes, Helotiales, Helotiaceae.
AUGUCGGAAAAAACACUCGAGCAUGGAGUUACACUUGAGAUCACAACACCAACUUCGAACUCCCUCUCGUCCAGUCUGGAAAAGCAGAGCCUACGCCAUCGCAUCCGUGAGAUUCUAUGGGACAGUCUCGACCGAACACCCGAAGAAAGAAAGCUUAUUUUCAAACUCGACGUCUUCAUCUUGUAUAAACCCCAUUUGUCUCCCAGUAAGUUGGCUAAGCUGGCUAAUGGUGUCUAGAACAUGGGCGGGAUUCACAUAUUUCUCCAAGAAUCUCAAUCAGAAUAAUAUCUCCAAUGCCUACGUCUCAGGAAUGAAGAUCUCAAUGUCGUGGGGAAUGAAUACCAAACGUUUACUACAAUGUGGACUAUUGGUUAUAUUGUUAGUCAGAUUCCAUCUCAAAUGAUCUGUAAGUGGGAUCUUUUCUAUUGAUGUAGAAUCUGUACCAACAGAAUUAAGGUACAAAAAUCCGGCCCUCGAUCUGGUGUCCGACAUGGGAGCUUAUAUGGGUGAUUAUUUACGUUUGCAACCGCUGCAGUCAAGAAACCUCAUCAGCUAUACGUCUGCCGCUUUCUGGUUGGAUUGGCUGAAGGCACUUUUUAUCCAGCUGUACACACUAUACUUGGUGGGUGGUACACGAAGCGAGAAUUAG